AUGAAUCUUCACGACUCGGACAUAAUUCAAUCUUUCAAAGUAAAAGCACCAACAACAUCACGUGAAAACAUUAUAAGUAUACAAGAAGAAAUUUUCUACUCUCUCACCACUUUAUCAUGUUUUCCGUCUGAGCAAGUCGCAGAUGACGAUAAAUUUUACGAAAGUGUCGUAACCGAAAUAAAGGGCCAAGGACGACUCUUUAGAAAAUUAUUAAACGAAAGUUACUUAAAUAGUAAAAGAUCAACAAAUUUAGCGAGCGAAAUAAUCGAUUAUAUUCGUAGAAUAGAUUCGGCAGAUUUGCAAGAUGAUAAUGAAAAAAGUCGAAUUUUUUACAAAUUGAAACUUUCUUGCUCUCGGAUUGUUGAAGAGUGCAAACAGCUAAGCAACGGGUAUGAAGAGAUUACCAAAAGCUUGGCAAAAAUAUACGAAAAAUUACAUAGCGCCAAACUUAAAAAAAUCACCGAACAUCAUCGUUCUCGUGUAUUUUCUAAAUUUUGGAUAGCGAUAAUAGUAAAAAUGGUAAAAGCAAUCGAUCAUUUAGGUGAAAGUUACGCGCCUGACUAUUCAAAUGAUCCAUUUUACAAGCUGCAAUUAAGCAUCAUCAAGCACGCGCCAUUCAGCUGGUUUUUAUUUUUACCACGCUUUCGCAAGAAGCCAUUUACACCCACGGAUUUGGGAUCUCCAAGUGAGAAUUCGUUGCUUAUUAUAAAGCAACCUACAUCCAGGGAUUUGGAAUCUCAAAGUGAAAAUUCAUUUGACGCGUUACUUGCUAUGAAGAAAUUACAAGAUAAUUUGGACACUAUAGUUCAAUUAGUAAAAGACUUUGAAAAUUACUGGAAGACUAUUAAUAAACAGAUAAACGAAACACCAGCUAGCACCCAUUAUUAUUCUUUACCGAAUCCAUUGGUAAAAACUCUAGAUCACUACCAAGUAAACCUAAUUAUUGAAGAGUGGGAAAAAUUACAUGAAUUGUUUGAAUCAUAUGCUGCAGAUAUUAAUAAAGUUUUAGAUCACUCUUUGUAA
This is a messenger RNA of Ambispora gerdemannii, 1023 nucleotides long. The record is from the annotation of a GenBank genome assembly. Lineage: Eukaryota; Fungi; Glomeromycota; Glomeromycetes; Archaeosporales; Ambisporaceae.